AUGGCCACGGAAGUAUGGAGUGGGAAUCAAGGUACUUUAUGCGUCUUUGUGAGUAAGGCGAGAGAUCUACCCAAUUUGACCAAAUUGGAUAAACAGAAUGUCAUGCUCCGAUUGAGAAUUGCACAUAUGACAAGAGAGAGUAAUACGCUAUUUAGGGCAGGCCAGAAUCCUGUAUUUAAUUAUCUCGAGAAAUAUUCCAUUACACCGGAUGUUAAACCUAUAAUGCAAGUGGAAGCAUACUGUGAUAGAAAAAAAAAACCGCCUAUAUUAAUUGGAAGAUGUGAAGUAGAUCUACUCAAUGGUAUGAGGGCAGACCCUAAGGAAGGUUAUUGUUGUUGGUAUGAGUUGAAAAGAGAUAGAAACGAAUUUGCAGGAACAAUUUUCAUUGAAUUGAGUUUCAAUCCAGGUUUACCAAAUUUACGUAAAGAAGAGAGAAGCAAAGACACUGAAGCAAUGGAUGCGACUGUAAGGAGUCGACCUGUACCACCAUUACCAGGUGAUUCAACCUCAAUUAUAUCGACGGAGCAAGACGAUGAUUAUUACCAUCGUUCAUACAUGGAACCGUAUACCCAUGGAUCAGCCAUGAGAGAAAUUACUCCUGCGGCAGGUGGUGCGUGGGACAACCGUCCUGACUUUUCCAGAUCUUCACUUCCUGGUUCAAUUGGUGUUGGUGCACCUCCUGUUUUCAAUUCAUCAGUAGGAACCAGUACAACCAUAUCAUCCGAGGAGACCAACGCAACAGAAGCUACUAGUACCAGUGAUACUAAAUUCCAUUUCGCGAAUUUGAAGAAACUAAAAGAGAGACUCAACGUAUUUAAAAAUCCUAAUAACUCAACAAACAACCAGCAGUCAGAAACCCCAGUUGACAUUGAAGCUCUACAGAAGGCAAUUGGGGUCACAUCUCUAGACGACGAAGAAGGUUAUGUAAGUCGUUCUCACUCAAGUCAUGCGCUAGCAGCAAAUCUUAAUGAUGCAGACGACAGACACCCUUCGUUACCGCCCUUACCACCUAGUAUUUCACAUGGAUCUCGAAGUCAUUCUAAAUCACCGAGAAGACCACCACUUCCGCGUCCUUUUGAAAGUAAUGACAAUGAAAGUGUUGAAUUUGAUCUGCCUUCUCACAGGAAUGGAACACCAAAACUGCCGCCCUUACCAACAGCAGCAAGUCCAAGAAAUAAAUCGAGAUCACCUAGAAGGCGACCACCGCCAGUAUCUAAUUAA
Zygosaccharomyces rouxii is the source of this 1221-nucleotide messenger RNA. RefSeq names its product Inn1p (gene INN1). The transcript has a single exon. The record is from RefSeq and is a predicted model, not a curated record. NCBI's taxonomy places the organism in Eukaryota, Fungi, Ascomycota, Saccharomycetes, Saccharomycetales, Saccharomycetaceae. The coding region runs from base 1 to 1221 and encodes 406 amino acids.